This is a messenger RNA of Oryza sativa Japonica Group (Japanese rice), 4614 nucleotides long. NCBI's taxonomy places the organism in Eukaryota, Viridiplantae, Streptophyta, Magnoliopsida, Poales, Poaceae. The record is from RefSeq and is a predicted model, not a curated record.
GGAUCGGCGGCGAGGCUGCUUCCUUCCCCGGCGCCGGUGUCGGUGAGGCGGCGAGGAGGAGGCCGGCCGGCGCGGUCAGGUCUCGCGCGACGGGGCAUUUUCCCUCUACCUGCGGUCUCCGCCUCCUUCAGGUGUUCAGGUUAAAGGGUGGUUAUGCCUCAUAUUUUAAAAUGGAGGGAGUAUGAAACUACUAGUGUUCCAAUUACUAACAGCCUGAACCUAACUGUUACAGUGGGAUGCACACAGCACAUAGGUUAUAUAGAUUGGUAGAUUAGACAGGGCGGAACACUAUUCUUUUUUAACGGAGUGUGAUUAGUUUACAUCUCUUUGAGUGCUGUAACUGGGAUUUCUUAUGUGGUUUCCACAUGAGACGGUUGUGGAGAGUAGAGGCCAUGUAGUUUCAAUUUUUAACUGCUGCUUCUCUAGUCUAAAAAAGUGUUUCCUAUGACGAAGGAAUUAUACUUCAUGCUUUUUAUGAAUGAUUGUUCUUAGUUCUAUAGCAUUCCCAGUUUUAAGUGUAUCAUACAAAGAUUUCAGCUAUGAGUUCACAAAUUUAUUAGAGCUGCAGCUUGUCAGUACAUAUAUAUGAAAAAUCGCCGCCAAAUGAACAUUGCUGGUCUUUACACAACAGUUUUGUUGAAAAUGAUACACAUGCAGACAUGCUCCACCAUCUUGUAUUUAGUGUGCUGGUCUCGUGUUACAUUUGCAUUUGGUUGAUUGCUGAUGCACUCGGUUUCUACCUAAGUGCAUUCCUUUGUUUCUUGCAGGCUAAUGGAUUUAGGUAAAACUUAGGCCAAUUAUCCUUUUCUAUUGAUUUAGUAAGAAUUACUUGUUACUAUAUCAUCGACAAUUUCCAUUCAGCAAGAGAUAACGUAGGGCAUGCUUGCAAAGCCUGAUUUGCAAUUUCCAUUCCUUUGUCUGGAAUGCAGCCACAUUGGACCUUUUUCUUGCAUAUAUUGAAUACCGUUAGCAGUGUUCAUUUACUAAGUACUGCUAUUUAUCAUUGUGAAUAUAUCGUAAGGGAUGUUGUUUUUGCAUAUUUGCACUACAGUGCUAUCUGUGUUUGGUUUAGGUUCAGGCCUUCAGGGGAUGAGUAUAAUAAAAAUUCUGCAGGGGGGCACACAAAAGCUUUGCAUGUCAUUCCAUUAGAGUAGAAAUAAAGUUGAUUACACAACAAGAAAACUGGGAGCAUACAGGCUCCAAAGAAUUUAGUUUUUAAAAAGGAUUUAGAUCUUGCAUAAUGGUUUGCACUUCGACGACCCAGUGCCCCUCCAAACUCUGAGUUCUUGGAAGUUCUUGGAGCAUGUUCUCGAGAACCUGCUGUAUUGGUGACAUCUUGUUUCUCAAAACCGCGUGCAUUGAGCUCCUUCCACAUUGUCCACUCUAAUGAGAGUACAUGGGUGGGGUCCUAUUCAUUCUUCUAUACCUCUUGGAGGACAGAAUAUGCAAAUUAACGAGAAGACAUGCAUUUGUUUGCGGAGAAGGCGAGAACUGAAUUAACUUAUAAAAAAAAUGUGUUAAUCACCCAAGCUCAAGAGAUGCGUUAAGUGAUAUUAUUACUCUAACCUUGACCAAAUGGGACCUCAGGGUAGGAGCACUGGAUAUUAUAUGAGUUGUAGGCAAAGCAAGUCUCUAAACCUGUUUGCAAUUGAGACAUUUUCCUUCUGUGGACCACCGACCCAGACAAAGUCGGAAAUGUGGUACUAAGUGAACACUGAUGUUCACGGGCUACAGCACUGGUCCAUGACAGAAUGAUUCUAAUUAUUCAAGUCUUUUUGCAAAUAACUGUUGUGCAUCACUAAAAACAAACUUUAUGCACUGUUAACCUGGGACCUGCUUGCUCAAGCUGUCAAUAAUCACAUACAUUUUUCCAUUUCAUUUUAAGAGAACAAUCAUCCAUGCUGUUAUACUAAUACAGGUGAACGGUGGCAGGCAAGCCACGAUCAAAUAACCAUCCUGAAUGCGAGGUUUAGUCUAUAUCACUAUCCUGUUGAUUAGACGCCUCCUAUGGAUAUUCCCUUCUAUUAUUGUCUUGUUACCUUUUGUUUGUGGACCUGCAGUGAGGCCAUUCCUUUCUCCAGCUCUUCUCCAAGCCAUGGGUAAUGGUAUCUGGCUGUCUACAGUGUUGGUAUAAUUGCGGGAAACAAAACUUUUUCACCCCGAUCAGAACCUUUUUUGAAUUGGUCUCGUUUGGCAAUGAUUCCAAUGUGCUAUGCUUUACAGUAAGAACCCUUUUCUUCUUGGUGCUACCCAAUGGUUUCGGUCUCCAAGGUAAAAGGUGCAUAUAGGUCAUAUCAAAGCUUUUGCCUGCUUGCUCCAAUAUCACCUCCAAAGAAACUGCUUGAUGCAAGAAUCAGCACUAGCAAUGGUUCAAAGGGGACAUUUGUUAGCACUUAGCACGAACAAGACAUGACCUGAUGCUGUUCAUGUUCUUGCCUUUCUGUUAACUUCAGGCAAACAGCUGAUGAACAGAGGCUUAGGCAGGCAAGGCAGCAUCUAAGGCAUGGGAGAAACAGAUGGAAGGAAGGCAGCUGAUAUGUACAGUGCGACGUGGCCACUAAAUGGACUCACAUGAGGUGAUUAUCCCUUGAAGCAGCUGCUUGUGGACACUGAGCCAGGUAGUUCCAACUAUCCUUGGGGGUCCAAUGAUGUAAUGAUUGUUUGCACAUAAUCAUCCAUCCAAGUGGAGAAAAAAAAAGCUAGUUUCAAUGGCUGCCAUCAAAGAGGAAUCCGACUACGACAGUAGCCGGUCUUCGCUGACGGCGCCGGACUCCCGCCGGAGCUGGAUCAGUGACAUUGGUAGCUCCAGCUCGGUCUCGGCGCGCUCCUUCGGCGGCGACACACCGGCGUCGUCAUGCCGGUACAAGCCCCACAAGGCGAACCAGGCCGAGUGGGAGGCCAUCCGGCGCCUCCGUGCCGGCGCCGGCCGCGUCGGGCUGGAGCACUUCCGGCUCGUCCGCCGCCUCGGCAGCGGCGACCUCGGCAACGUCUACCUGUGCCGGCUGCGCGAGCCGUGGUCAUCGUCGUCGAUGACGACGACGGCGGGCGGUUGCCUCUACGCCAUGAAGGUGGUGGACAAGGACGCGCUGGCGUUCAGGAAGAAGCUCCGGCGCGCGGAGGUGGAGCGCGACAUCCUCCGCACCCUCGACCACCCCUUCCUGCCUACAUUGUACGCCGACUUCGAGGCGUCGCACUACGCCUGCCUCGUCAUGGAGUUCUGCCCCGGCGGCGACCUCCACGUCGCCCGCCAGCGCCAGCCCGGCCGCCGCUUCACCGUCUCCUCCACCAGGUUCUAUGUGGCGGAGACUGUGCUGGCGCUGGAGUACCUGCACAUGAUGGGUGUGGUGUACAGGGACCUCAAGCCGGAGAACGUCCUGGUCCGCGGCGACGGCCACAUCAUGCUCUCCGACUUCGACCUCUCCCUCAAGUGCGACGUCGUCCCGAAGCUGCUCCGCCCCGCCAGGAGCGCCGCCGCCGGUGGCAAGCCGCCGCUGCCGCCGCCGUCGUCGUGCGUGCCGCCGACGAUCCAGCCGGUGCUGUCGUGCAUCUUCCGCGGCGUGCACAAGUGCCAUCACGCCAAGGAGUGCGCCGGUGGCGGCGCGGCGGCGGGUAACAAUGGCGACGGCGACGGCAACGACGAGGAGGCGGAGACCGAGACGGCGGAGCCCGAGGUGGUGGUGGUGGAGCCGGUGGCGGCGCGGUCCAAGUCGUUCGUGGGCACGCACGAGUACCUGGCGCCGGAGGUGAUCUCCGGCCAGGGCCACGGCAGCGCGGUGGACUGGUGGACGCUCGGCGUGUUCAUGUACGAGAUGCUGUACGGCCGGACGCCGUUCAAGGGCGAGAGCAACGAGAAGACCCUCAUCAACAUCAUCAAGCAGCCGGUCACCUUCCCUCGCCUCGCCGGCGCCGCCGCCGCCGGCGAAUGGGAGGAGAUGAAGACGGCGCAGGACCUGAUGUUGCAGCUCCUGGCAAAGAACCCCAAGAAGCGGCUGGGGAGCACCAUGGGCUCCGCCGAGGUGAAGCGGCACCCCUUCUUCAAGGGCGUCAACUGGGCGCUCGUCAGGUCCGUCCGGCCGCCGGAGGUUCCUGCGCCGCCGGCGCCGGCGCCGAAGAAGGUGAUGACGAUGAGCAAGAAGGAGCGGCAAGAGCCGUACAACUACCGACCGGAAAACCACUUCGAUUACUUCUGAUCAAGUAGCUGCCAUGCAUGAGCAUGAUGCAUGAUGCAUCUUGGUUAAUUAAUUAAUUAAUCACUUGUAAGAGGGGAGAUUAGUAGUGUACAUAGAGUGCUAAUCAAUGAGUAACCAGUGUUAGUUUCUCAGUGAGUGAGUGAGUGGCAGGCGGCCAUGGGUGGUGGGGGUCUGCAUGCUUGCUCUCAUGGCGCGGUUGCGCACGCGCGGUUCGUCACUGGGUUGGGCUAGUCGGCUACCCGUGCGCGGCAGACACGAGCCCCCACCAGUUCCGUCGGUCGAUCGAUCGAUCGGUGAAGCAGCAGCUUUGUUUGCGUGGCCCCGGACACCGUGCGCGCAUCUCCCAGCCGAUCUCGCUGCUGCGCCUGCGCGCAAUUUCUUGUGCCGCCUUUCGCGGAAAUAAAGCCAGCCCCCUCCCCGCGAA